Molecule: messenger RNA, 1784 nt
Organism: Macadamia integrifolia
Lineage: Eukaryota; Viridiplantae; Streptophyta; Magnoliopsida; Proteales; Proteaceae
Product: ankyrin repeat-containing protein BDA1-like
Exons: 2
Coding region: 267-1607 (446 amino acids)
Molecular function (GO): protein binding
Source: RefSeq, a predicted model, not a curated record
UCAGUAUUUUGUGUGAUGAGAUUGGUAAGCUAAUCCUUUUAUGGUCAAACUUUUCAUAAGACAGGGCCCCAGCUUCUUGCAGCACAGUUGAUUUUCAUGUUAAAUUAACAAUAGUGAUAACAAAAAAUAAUGAAAAUGAUAAACUAAGUGCUUCUGACUUCUAAAAGAUCAAACUUGGAAGAACAUGAAACUCCUAAUAUAAGACUAUCAAAGCUUCUGUAUUUCCCUACCAAUUCAUUACUUUUCCCUUUCUCAUCAUCAUCAGAAUGGAUGUGAGACUAUAUGAAGCUGCUCUAACAGGAAAUGUUUUACAAUUACAUCAAUUGAUCCGUGAAGAUCAGCUCAUACUAAACACUGUUUCAUUAACAUCUUCUGGAGAGAACCCUCUACAUGUUGCUUCCAUGGCAAGACACCUUAAUUUUGUUACUGAAAUGAUAAGGUUAAAGCCGGAAUUUGCGAAAGAACUGAACCAAGAUGGGCUCAGUUCGCUUCACAUAGCCUCUGCUUAUGGGGACAUAGAUAUGGUGAUGGAGCUGUUGAAGAUGGGUCACCAUAUGUGCUGUCUCAAAGGGAGAGAGAGAAUGAUUCCUCUUCAUUAUGCUGCCAUGAAAGGGAGAUUGGAUGUUAUAAGAGAGUUGGUCUUAGCUUAUCCUGAAUCUGCAGGAGAGGGGACGGUUCAAGGUGAGACUGCCCUUCACCUUGCCCUGAAGAACAACCAGUUGGAGGCUUUUGGGGUCUUGGUCGAGAUGCUGAAGGAGCUCAAGAAGGACAGUUACUUGAACAAGAAGGAUGAACAAGGCAACACUGUCUUGCAUCUUGCAGCUUCCAGAAAGCAGCGUGAGCAGGUGGUAGAGCUGUUGCUCACUGGAGACAGUAUCACUCCUGGUGUGAUAGAAGUAAACUCCAAGAACUGCUGUGGUCUCACUCCCCUUGAUGUCUUGCUAAUGUUCCCAAGCGAAGCUGGUGACAGAGAAAUCGCAGAAAUACUCCAACAAGCAGGUGCUCUGAGAGCUCAAGAUCUUGUCUCUAACUCUCCCUUAUCAAUCAAUUAUCAAGCUAUAGGAACUAAUCCAAGAACAUCACAUUCCUCCCCUUGGAAUGUAGACCACUUGGUAGAGUAUUUCAAAUUCAAGAGUGGCCGUGAUUCACCAAGCGAAGCUCGUAAUUCACUGUUAGUGAUAGCUGUACUAUUAGCAACGGCGACUUACCAGGCGGGGCUGAGCCCUCCAGGAGGUAAUUGGCAAGAUGAUGCACCACCCUAUCACACAGCAGGGCAAUCCAUUUAUGGAACAAAAAUUAAGGGAACAUUUGGGGUAUUCGUGUUCUUCAAUUCUACUGGAUUCUAUUUAUCACUAUACAUGAUCAAUAUCUUGACAAGCAGAUUCCCUCUGCAUUUAGAGUUGCAGGUCUCUAUGGUGGCAAUAGCCAUUACUUAUUCUAUUGCAAUUACUAUAGUUACACCUAAUGGUGGCCUUAGGCUCAUGCUCAUUAUACUAACAUCAGUCUCAUCUACAGCUAUAAGUUUAUUAGUCAAGUGGGUGAGACUUCUGUAUGGAAGUGUAAGAACCAGAAGAGAAAUGCCCUUAACUACAGACUGCAAUGGUUGAGUAAUGGUCUAGUUUAGUUUCUAUAUAUUCAGAAAUGGAUAUGGAUAAAGAUACUGUUCUUCAGAUUGUAUGGUUUCAAGUCAUAUCUGUAUUAUUUAAAAGAAGACAUUGUUCCAGUUAUUAUAGCUUCUUCUGGUUCUGAUUAAUGUACACUCUCUGCUGAUGGCCAUGCUUCAA